AUGUAUUUAAUAUACUUCGGUGUAGUGUGUAGUAGUUUUAUCAUUCCUCAAGCGCUUUUAAACAUAAAUAGCUUGAAUAAAAUCUUAAAUAUUAUUUACUAUAAUAUUAAUAAAUUUUUAUUUAAACUUGUGCUAUUUUUUUUUUUAUUAUUAACUAAGAUGGAUAAUCGUUCAUGCGAUAGUCCUAGUAAGUGCACAUGGGUCCCAAAUGCCGAAACGCCGCAUAUCGUUCGUAAUGUAUUAAAUGAUAGGAAAAAAGUAUUACCGGAUAUUUUAGAAUGCAUAGGUCAAACACCUAUGAUUAGGCUUAAUAAAAUUCCUAAAUUAUUUGGAGUUCAAUGUGAAGUCUUUGCAAAAUGUGAAUUCUUUAACCCCGGUGGAUCUGUAAAAGAUCGUAUCGGUUAUCGCAUGGUCCAAGAUGCUGAAGCCAAAGGAUUACUGAAGCCCGGUUCCACAAUAAUAGAACCGACAAGUGGAAAUACCGGAAUCGGUUUAGCGAUGACUGCUGCUGUUAAAGGGUAUCGUUGCAUAAUCGUAAUGCCGCAAAAAAUGUCUAAUGAAAAGCUGUUUACUCUCCACGUUCUCGGGGCUGAAAUUAUCCGAACACCAACCGAGGCGAGUUGGGACAGCCCCGACGGGCAUAUCAAAGUCGCUGAAAAGCUCCAGAAGCAAAUUCCUAAUAGUAUUAUUUUGAAUCAAUAUCUUAAUCCCGGUAAUCCAUUGGCCCACUACGAUCAAACUGCCCAAGAAAUCUGGGAACAAUGCCAAGGAAAAUUAGACUAUCUGGUUGCAGGUGCUGGUACUGGCGGUACAAUUACUGGAAUAGGUCGCAGAUUGCGUGAAUUAUCUCCGGAAAUUAAAAUUGUUGGUAUUGAUCCGCUUAGUAGUAUUUUAGCAGAACCACCAGAGCUAAAUAAGACUAAUAUUACGUUUUAUGACGUUGAAGGUAUUGGAUAUGAUUUCAUACCAACCGUUUUAGACCGUACGGUUAUUGACAAAUGGAUGAAAACUAAUGAUCAUGAAUCGCUAAAUAUGUCAAGAUUGCUAAUAAAAAACGAAGGUAUAUUAUGCGGUGCAAGCAGCGGUGCUGCAGUUUACUCAGCAAUGAAAUUAGCUAAAGAUUUGCCGAAAGAUAAGAGAGUUGUGGUCGUACUUCCCGAUGGGAUUCGUAAUUACAUGACAAAGUUUGUUUCCGACAACUGGAUGAUAGCACGUGGAUAUAUGGAUCCACCAGCUCCAGCAGGAAGUGAAAGUUGGUGGAAUAACCCCUUGCCGGCAGAAAUAAUCACCAAGCCAACAACUUUACUACCCAAUGCAACUUGCAAAGAAGCGUAUGAUAAGUUGAAAAAAGAAUCUUGCGAUUUUAUUGUGACUGUUAAUGCCAGCGAUAGAGUCACUGGGUACAUUACGCCGCAAUCAAUCAGAGCAGGAGUGAUGAAUGGCUCCGUUAAGUGGUCUGAUACCAUCGAAAAAAUUAUCGUUAAACAAUUCUAUAAAUUAUCCGACACUGCCAGUCUUGGUCGCGUUGCUGUUACACUCGAGAAAGAACUCUUAGCUGUCAUUAUUAAGGACACUGAACUUGGAGAAAAGUUCGUUGGAGUUGUUACUCAGGAAAAUGUUUUUGAGUUUGUUUCUAAAUAUAAUUUAUAA
Molecule: messenger RNA, 1650 nt
Organism: Cotesia congregata
Lineage: Eukaryota; Metazoa; Arthropoda; Insecta; Hymenoptera; Braconidae
Source: the annotation of a GenBank genome assembly